Molecule: messenger RNA, 99 nt
Organism: Arabidopsis thaliana (thale cress)
Lineage: Eukaryota; Viridiplantae; Streptophyta; Magnoliopsida; Brassicales; Brassicaceae
Exons: 1
Coding region: 1-99 (32 amino acids)
Source: RefSeq, marked reviewed
AUGGAAUCAGAGCCGUCCGUGUUUAAAACGUGUGAUUUAGAUGUUAUAUUUGGGCCUCAUGGGCUUGUUGUCAAUGGUUGUGCUAAACCGCAAAUCUAA